AUGGAAAAUCAAGAAGAGAUCUCGAAGGAACAGUUUGUGAACCCUAUUAAUUGAGCAGUUUCAGCAGUUGAUGAAAUCGUCCAGAAGGGAGCAGAUACUUUAUACGAUAAAUAUCUUCAGUCGAUACUUCCAGCACAUGAGUUAAAUAUUGUCACUGAAUCCCUCAGGCAUGUUCUUCGAAGCAACUUUAUCGCCAGGGACCAUGGAGAGCACUGGCAUGAUGAUGAAGACCAGGAGGCUACCCAGCCUGUUGUGUGUAGAUGGGCCAAUGGUGAGAUCCCUGUCGAUACAAGAAUCGUUAUAAAAGUUCCUGAGGAGCCUGAAAGCCUAAACUUAAUAAAAACUGCUACGAAAAGUAUGUCAAGCUAUAUCAAGAAGAAGAUGAAGUUGCUCAGCUCCAAGCAGAAAAGUUUCAAGGAGUUUAAGCCUAAAAUAGAACAUAUCGAUGAGACCGAUUCUAUGAUUCCUCAGCUACGGAAAGCUAGAGAGAAAGAGAAGGAGCUAGGCGUUAUUAACCCAGCCUUCCCACACCUUAACAUGGAAGGACAAAUCGAUCGGCUGAGGAAAAAGGUUGAGAAAGAUGCUAAAAGAAAGAAAAUAGAGUCUGAUAUCAAAAAGAAAAAGAAAAAAGUUAAUAUCACCAACAUGGCAACAGAGAAUAUAAAUUUGGACAGAAAUAAACCCUUCACAACGAACGAUGAAGGACAUCCGAUCAUCAUAAAGGCUGUGAAUAAAAACAGGCUGCCUCACAACGACGUGAGCACAUCUACUAAGGUUAACUUAGACUCUUCUUCAGUAGAAUAUGGUAAGAUAGAUCACUUAAAGCAUCUCUAUGGAGUACCUGCUGGCCACCAUAUCCCUCCACCAAGUUUCGAGAAUCCUCAUCCGCUUGAUACUGACGAUGAUGGAAAUAUGCAGGAGAUUACGGCUCUGCAGCCACCGCCUUCACAAGUCCUAACUCUGAAAUCAGGAGUUCUCCUAAACGAGAACGGCAACAUCCUGAAUGGGCCUGAAGCCGACCACAAAAGCCGUAUGACCAAGGAGAUGUAUCAGACCACGCUUGGCAACCAGUCUAUGCAGAGGAAGAAGUUCCACGAACAACGUUUUAGAGAGAAAGCCAACCUGAAUUCUAGCCCUCAGACUGGCCACAAUAACAGCACCGGGAGGAUAAAUCUGAAAUAUGGUUCGACUGGUAAAUUUUCAUUGAAAAAGGGGUACAAAAAGAUGCUUAAGAGAAGGAUUGACAACAUUACUGGGUCAGCUCAGAAAGACACCGUGCUGAUCAACCAGUCCAAUACAUCCUGGAAAGAUGAGAUUAUUAUCCAGGAUAGCAGGAACCUGAAGACUACUGACUCUAAAUUCUCGAUAAAUAUGAACGAGUCUUUUGUAUCUCUCCAUGGAGAAAGGUACAAUACUCAGAUUAGUAACCGCUCUUUGUCCCAGAAGUCCUUCAAGGAGGCUCUAGAGAAGAAGAGACCAGGAACUGUUGAAGAAGCAUACCAGAUUCCUAAGAUAAAGAUGAAGAGUGGAAUGCCCUUACUUGGCAUUAAGAGGCCAAGGAACAGGAAUUUUAGCACCAAAUCCAAAGACCAUAACUCUUCUUAUGACCGAGUUAGGAAUUAUAAGUCUAAGCAUUUUAACGAUACGAACCCUGUUUAUGGAGCAAUUGAUGCAUUCAACAGGACAGUGCUGAAGAACGCACAUGAUGUUGCAACAAGUGGAUCAGGCUCUAAGAAGAUAGCAGUCAGGCCAACAUCAAACCAAUAUACUAGUACCUCUACUGUAGGGUUCUACCCGUCCAUUAAUAAGGGUCCGAAGGAUAGGGCAAAUGGGUUGAAGAACAUCCUGGUAUUUAGGAAUACUUUCUCAAAUAAGUUUCAACUUUAA
Moneuplotes crassus is the source of this 1887-nucleotide messenger RNA. The record is from the annotation of a GenBank genome assembly. Lineage: Eukaryota; Ciliophora; Spirotrichea; Euplotida; Euplotidae.